Molecule: messenger RNA, 482 nt
Organism: Saccoglossus kowalevskii
Lineage: Eukaryota; Metazoa; Hemichordata; Enteropneusta; Harrimaniidae
Gene: TEPP
Product: testis, prostate and placenta expressed
Source: RefSeq, marked provisional
AUUUUCGCACCAGCAGACCAGUACAUUGUUCCCGCUUCUCGUCAAGCAUGCCUGCAAGCGAACUAUCCUCCACCGGUAAAGGAGAAUUACGAUUUGUUGGCUACGCUGUACGGUAUUUAAGGCCUAAUGUAUCAGCAUCAUGGAAGUACACACUGAACCAGGAACCGAAUAUUGACCAGUAUGGGCAGCGACCAAUACCGGCGAAUAUUUAUAGCCGAUACAGGGAUACAUUCCCCCAGUACAGUCGUAACCUAGCAACCGAAGCAUGGCGCACAUAGUCUUGAACUCGCCGCGCCUGUACCAAUUGGAACAACGCCAACGCAAAGAAUUCCGUCCAUUUUGUGUUUUAAUAAAUGCUUUUUUUAUUUCUUGUUAUUUUAUUCUCAGUAUUAAAAGAUUUAGGAAUGACUUUCGAAUUGAUUUAACGAGUAGCCCGGUGCUACUUUUUGUGUUAAUGCAAUAAACUGGAUUGUGUUACCAUA